Molecule: messenger RNA, 4527 nt
Organism: Chiroxiphia lanceolata (lance-tailed manakin)
Lineage: Eukaryota; Metazoa; Chordata; Aves; Passeriformes; Pipridae
Gene: G3BP1
Product: G3BP stress granule assembly factor 1
Exons: 12
Coding region: 135-1553 (472 amino acids)
Cellular component (GO): cytosol; ribonucleoprotein complex
Molecular function (GO): mRNA binding
Source: RefSeq, a predicted model, not a curated record
GCGCCGGAUAUAUGUAGCCGGCGGCAGAGCACGCCGCUGCGUGAGGCGCUUCUCGUCCGCCGGGCCGGCCUGUGGUGAAGCGGCGCCUCCCGCUCCCGUCCCGCUCCGCCCGCAGUUUUCAGUUGACCAAAGAAAUGGUGAUGGAGAAGCCAAGUCCCCUGCUGGUCGGGCGGGAAUUCGUGAGGCAGUACUAUACCCUGCUGAACCAAGCACCUGACUAUUUGCACAGGUUUUAUGGAAAGAACUCUUCUUAUGUCCAUGGUGGCUUGGAUUCCAAUGGAAAACCAGCUGAUGCAGUCUAUGGGCAAUCUGACAUCCACAAGAAGGUGCUGUCAUUAAACUUCAAGGAUUGCCACACAAAGAUCCGUCACGUGGAUGCUCACGCCACCCUCAACGAUGGUGUUGUGGUGCAGGUGAUGGGGGAGCUCUCCAACAACAUGCAGCCCGUGCGCAGGUUCAUGCAAACCUUUGUGCUCGCCCCUGAGGGUUCUGUUGCAAACAAGUUCUAUGUGCACAAUGAUAUCUUCCGCUACCAGGAUGAGGUUUUUGGGGACUCUGACACCGAGCCUCCAGAGGAAUCAGAGGAGGAAGGGGAGGAACCUGAGGAAAGACAGCAGACACCUGAGGCUGUUCCUGAUGAUACUGGUGCUUACUACGAGCAGGCUGUCAGCAAUGACAUUGAGGAACACCUGGAAGAGACAACUGCAGAGGCAGAGCCUGAGCCAGAGGCAGAACCUGAACAGGAACCUGAACCAGAGGCGCAGGAAGAAAAGUCUGAACCAGUAUUAGAGGAGUCAGCUCCAGAAGAGACUGUGGAAAAGAGUCCUUCUCCAGCUCCUGCUGAUCCAGCUCCUGCAGUGCAAGAGGACUCAAGGACAUUUUCCUGGGCAUCAGUAACCAGCAAGAACCUUCCUCCCAGUGGGGCUGUUCCAGUAUCGGGAAUACCACCUCAUGUUGUGAAAGUACCUGUCUCGCAGCCCCGCCCUGAGGCAAAGCCCGAGUCUCAGACCCCACCUCAGAGACCUCAGAGGGAUCAGCGAGUGAGGGAGCAGCGAACAAGCAUCCCACCACAGAGGGGUCCUAGGCCAAUUCGCGAGGGUGAACAAGGCGAUGUGGAAACCAGACGGAUUGUGAGAUACCCAGACAGUCAUCAGCUUUUUGUUGGGAACCUUCCCCAUGAUGUGGACAAAUCUGAACUUAAAGACUUUUUCCAAAAACUUGGCUUUUCUCUUGCAGGCUAUGGCAAUGUUGUUGAACUCCGCAUCAACAGUGGUGGAAAGCUCCCCAAUUUUGGGUUUGUGGUGUUUGAUGAUCCUGAACCAGUUCAGAAGAUCCUUAGUAACAGGCCCAUCAUGUUCAGGGGAGAGGUGCGCCUGAACGUGGAGGAGAAGAAGACACGAGCUGCCAGGGAGGGUGACCGCAGAGAUAACAGACCUCGUGGACCCGGAGGCACUCGUGGGGGGCUGGGAGGUGGGAUUCGAGGGCCUCCACGUGGAGGAAUGUCCCAGAAGCCAGGAUUUGGAGCUGGAAGGGGGAUCGGGCAACGCCAGUGAAGGCAUCGCGGAUGUUGACACGGAGGCGCAAACCCUUUUUCCUGCAGAUUUGUGAAUUUCAGCCUUGGGUAUCUUGGAAUGUGGCCCUAGCCUGUUAUAGACUGCUACGUUUGAUACUAUUUUGGCCCUUUUUUGUUUGUGUUAUGGUUCUGUGAUUUAUUUUUUUUCUAGUCCUUGUCCCAGAUUCCAGCUUUGUGGAACAACGUUUUAGGAAAAGUGGAUUUUAAAAAGAGAAGAACUGAGUUUUCUUGUUCACCUCAAACUUACGGACUGAAUUUUUUUGGUACCAGUGGUUUUUCCUAAAGGAAUGUCUCUACUUUUUUUCUUUUUUUUUUUUUUCUCUCCCCUUUCUACUGAGUUUGGGUGCAUUUCAGUCAGUGGAAUCAUAUUUCACGUGCAUGCGUUCAAGAGCCUGUAGGAAAACAUAGUACUUGGCAAGUAUUUCAAGGGCAGAAAAAAAAAAAACUAUUGAUGUUUCUUUGAGGGUCAUAUGAACAUCCUCUGGUGUGGAGAUAUUGCCACUUGAAAAAUUGACUUUCACCUUUCUCUUUGUGGCGCUGUAAGAGUGGAAUAAUGGGUAUCUGUAGAAUCUCUUUUUCUUUUGAUACAUGAUCACAGAAAGGAAUUCGAACUACUGUUUUACCACUUUGAAAUUUUGGAUUGUGGGAUAGCUUUUAAAUGUCUAGAACUUGACUCUUCAAACACUUUUCCUGAACUUGUGAAAUUUUUUAUUGAAAUAGGGAGUUUUUUUCAUGUUUAGUUUGUAUUUGUAUAAAAAAAAAAAGCAAAAUUGUUGUGCCUUCUAUUUAUCUCUCAUUCCAGUUUUGGCAAAUUGUUUUAAAAAAUAAAAAUAAAAAAGGUCUAGAUUUGCUUUAUCAAGUCAAGAGUAUGUUGGAGUUUUUCCAAGGGGAAGAAGUUCUUCCUUCAGUCACUAGGUCUACUAGGUAGAGGUGGUUAUAGCUAAAGUUUUUAAUACCUUCUGUGCAUCAGCUUAGCUGCAUUUAAGUAAUUGAAAACAAGCCUUUUUUGGAUGCAGAAUUUAAUAACUUGAACUUGAGGCUGGGCAGGUCCUGUUGCAAAUGUUGCAGAAAUACAGCGGAAGAAGGAAUACCUCUGUCACAUCCUUUACAGUUCCACCUGUUGUAUGCAGUAGAGUUAUUUUUGCAGUACUUCAUUCCUUGCUUCUGCCAGACCUGAAGUGGAUACGAUGGCAUUUUUGUCAGAAGUACAGAAGGCGCCUUGUCUGUCCUGGUGUCAAGAUGUCGAAUGGUCUCCACUGCCUCUGAAAGAAGAUGAAACUGAAAGGAAAAUACAGAACUGGGUAAUUGCAAUGCAAGAGAUCCUAUGAGAUUGUGCUGCACAAAGCACUAUUUCUGCAGUGCGUGGUGUUAAACAUCCGGAUGAAAACAGCACUUUUGUGUCUACACCAGACCUUCAGAUCUCUUGGCAGUACAGAAGAGCUGCUUUACUUAUCCUGUGUCAGGUUUCACUGUGUCCAUGUUUCCUUGGUUUAUUACUAUGACUGUGCACAUGCAGUGUGUUCUCUUGACUUGUGCCUGCUGUAAAGCUGGAGCAGAGCUGCCCUCGCUAUUACCUGUUCUGAACAGUCAUUUUUUGCCUUUUACUUGCCAAACUUAGUGGUUGAACCUGGUUGUACUAUAUGUUGGUAGAGUGUUGGUUUCUGUUUUAUCUUUCUCUUCAGAGUUGGUACACUGUUUGUCCCUUCCCUCCUUACAAAUGUGUCUUAGCUUAGCCUGCUUACCAUCUGUACCUGAGGAUUUAAAUACCUUAGUGAACCGGGGGAGAGUGCAGUGUGAGUGUGGUGUGCUCUCACAGCCAGCAUUCUGGAAAUUCUGCAGCUCAAUCACAGUAAUUUACUCCCUCUUUCUAAAAAUGAUUCAGUACAUUUUAAAAAUAGAGUUAGGUUUUAUUAAAAAAAAAAAAUUCCAAACAGGAAAGAGCUUGAUUUCUGUAAUGGUACUUACAUUCUUUGUCUCAAAAAAACCCUGUACAUUUCAUAUAUUUCAAAUAUGUACAAUGUCUGAAAGGUUUAUGCACUGAUACUGAAUAUAAAGCACCCAUGUGCCUUUCAGAAAACCACUGUAAAUCCCCAGAAAACUGAAUCACUGUAAUUUACUGACUGAUGCCUGGGUGGUGUUGACAGCUGCCCAGUAGAGGUACUGACAAUAUCCUUUUGCUGUUGCCUCCUACCAUGGAACCUUUGCUCACCCUCCUGGACUCAAGGUGCGAAAUGUCUCCAUGCCACCCACUCCAGGUGCUUGCGUGGAGAGAACAAGAGUUCCUGGACCUGGCAGUUCAAUGUUUUCUCAGUAAGUUGCUGUUUUACUUGUUCACUUCUGCCCUAGGCUGAUGUACCAGCUGACAUCCCUUUAUGCCAUGGAGGGAGGCUGCUCACCCAAAAGACCUCUUUUUCUGGAGGGCAGAUGCCCAGGUCUCUUUACCUGAUACCUCACUUUCUAAGUGGUUUUCUUCCUGCAUAACAUGCAAUGUGCAAUUUGGGUGAGACCAAAGUUAAAAUAACUAUCAGGAAGUUGAAUGUUUGUUUCGCUUUUGUUUCCAGCCUUCCAAAGUGCUGCUUUAUUAAAUAAAACAAGGAGCAGCUUGAAGUAGAAGAAAACCCACACAAGCUGUUCUUCUGUGUGCAACAUUAAUUCUUUUUAAGGGACAAAUAAACCACUGAGGACUAAAAGCCUUAGAUGGUUUUGCUACAUGUUAAAAGUGACCUUGGUUAUAGAUGACUUAAAUGGUCAGUGGUGAGAUGUAAAUAAUUACAGGAGGAUCAUUUAUGGAUGCUGUAAAUCAUGGGGCAGCAUUUGUUUUAAAGGAAGUGGGGGCAAAAAAAGAGUUUUGCCUACUUAUUUUCUUGUCUAUUCCCCUUGCUUACACUAGCUUUUGUUUUUUUUACUUUUUUUUUUCUGUCACUUCAUGCAAAGUCAGAGUGGAUGAGAGACAA